UGACAUAUGUCUUGUUUAUUCGGUCUUGAAGUACGAUUUAUGUAACGGGAUUGUGUCACCGAUGAUUGCAUUCAAAGAACCACCGGAUCGGGAGAUAAGAACGUUAACUACAGACAUAACCUUGAUAUGGAGCCGUUCAGUCUGAGUCCAUACAGGAACAAGGUGGACGUCUCCGGCCCUGACCCAAUAGCAUGGUUUAGGACUGGUCAGCUAGUGGCCGCAGCCACCGGUGUCAGUACACUGUUGACCUGGUGUAGUCGAUGUCUAGGAAAGAGUUUAAGUGUUGCACGGGAAAAGGUGUUUCCCCACCACUGGUACCAGCAGGAACUUCAGAAGAUGUUUGAGCGACUUGACGACUUGGAACGGGAACUUCAGGAGCUGCGGGACUCUAGACCAGAACCGUCUGCAGAAAAAGAUGCAGUUGUCCCCCCUGGAACCUGCUCAGGAUGUCGGUGUUCUCAGUGUGGGAAACCUGUCUCUGCUAAUUCCAUGAUACCAACAGCUUCUGUACAACAAGCUACAGUACCGCCCCCUCCUCCUCCACCUCCUCCCCCUCCUCCUGUACAUACCCCUACCCAAACAUACAUCAGGACAAGGAAACGCAGGAUCAGCUCAAAGGAGGAGAGCAAUUCUCGACCUUCAGUGACCUUGGAACAGCUACAGCAUGUGAAGUUGAGGAGAGCUGAGCCGAGACCACCACUGAGAGCAGAAAACAGCACAGCUACCCCUGAAAUGAACUUGAGACAACGGGUGCUGAAAACAGCAAUUGGUCGGGGCAAGGAAAAUAUACAAGACAGGAUAGCCAGUGAAGUGCUAGGUUUUAACGGCAGCCUCAAGAAAACAAGUGUGAAGAGAAGCCCUGGGGGCACCCCAAUAGUGAAACGUAAGCGGCCAACUGGUAAAGGAUUAACCCCAAUGAUGGCUACAGCCUUGAAGAAGAAGUUUGUUUUUGCGAAUGACAGUCGUUCAUCUAGUGACGAUUCCUUAGAAGGAUCUCCGUCACCACAGCGCCAAAUAUCCCCUCUGGCUCGGAUUCCAGGUCACGAAUCUUCAGUGUCGCCUAGUCCACGCAAGCGAACCCCACUUGCUGACAAUACUAACUAGUCUUACAUUCUUUCCUACCCUGUAAUCCUGUGAUAUUCUUACUGCUUGUCAUCCUACUGGCUGUGUCAUAUUUAUAACAUUUUGAUAUUCUUUGUUAAUUAUUUUAUUACACUCUCAUAACAAAUCAUAACGAUUAUUACCUUAUUACAUGCAGCUCUUAAUUUUUAUUAGAAUCAAGUUAUAUAUAAAUUACUUUAAUUUUGAAUAAUAAAAAUAUUGCGAGUAUUAACUGUUGUCAAAAUCAUCCCCUUGAUGUUCACCGCCACGGAUGUCGGUACUGUAAAACCUCGUUCUAAUUCAUUUGAGAUGGAUCAGGGCAUUUGAUUGGUCAAUCAAAAUAAUUUGUGACAGUAAAACCAAGAUAUACGGUCUGCAAAUUUCUCAUUUGCAUAUGAAGCCUGAAUGGCGAUUGUUAAUGAGGUAAUUGACCCUGACUGACCCUGACACGUCAUGAAAUUGAUAAUUCAUGACGUCACAACAAUAGCGUGACCCUGAAAGGUCAACAUAUUUCAGCCUCACUUUGAAUAUUUCUGAUGCCACCAAUCAAGAGCAGAGAGACCCCAAUUUGAAGAAAACCCUCAAAAGUAUCUUAAAAACGUCGUUUAGAAUGGCGAUAACCCUACCCUAUUUUGAAAUAUGCUACAUAGUAUAUUGUGAUUGUACUGUCGCAAAUAUCCGAUUUACUGGUUCUGCUCCAUGUCGCCAGUAAAACUCAAUUUACGACAGUAUAAUCAAUAUAUACCGCCUCAAAUUUUAAAAUACAAUAAGGUUAUCCCCUAAUUAUGCUGCUUUCCCCUUUGAAGAUAUGUUGUAUAGUCGAUUAGUCGGUAUUUUCAUAUGCUUAAAUGAUUAGUAAUUUGCUAAAAAAAAAUCAUGUUAAAUCAAAUGUUCAUGAUUAGUGAUAGAAAAGAUUUAACUUUAUGUUACUGAGGUAAGGGACCUUACUUUGGCUUGAUAUGUGUUUGUAUUGAGGUUUACUGAAGUUUGUAAAGAUUUUUUUCUGAAACACCUUUUUGUUUUUGGUUUGAUUCUGGUACAAUGAAAAGCUGCAUCAAAUUUAGGUAUGUUUUGUGAGGUUUUUUAGAGUUCCUUUUUUUGUACUCGCCAAAAAGUGAAGCUUAGGGAAAAGAUGAUAGAUCUGUUUUUUAUGUGAUUAUAUCAGUUUGUAUAUAUAUGCUUUUGAUAUAUUUUAUAUUGGUAUGUUUGAUAUAUAUAUAUAAAUCAAUAUUGUAUAUCUCACUUAUUGUUUUUGUUGCAUUGUGAUCAGUAUAAAACAAGAGAUCCACCGUCUUGUAUGUCAUAAAUACAGCAGAUAGCUAUCUUUCACAUUUUUUUUUGUAACAGAACUGUAUCAUUAAGUACAUAAUCGUGCAUAUGUAGUAUCAGUGUGCAUCAUCACACUGUAGGCAUGCAUAUUUUAGUGAUAAUCUUAUUUAAUCAUGUUUGAAACAUGGGGCUGAAUUAUGGUUGCGCAAAUAUAUGAAGUAAAAAUGACAUUGACCAAGAAAUCAUUUACACUUUUAAAGGCAGAAUGAAUGGUUGAACAAGUAUUGUAGUGAUAAAAUUAUAUUAAUAUUUCUAUUGUCUAUAUAAAAUUAUGGAUUGAAAUUAACACAAAGUACUGUAAAUGCAUUUAUUUUAGCACUCAUAGUUAAGGGCAUUAUCAAAAUUAAUUGAUAAGCACAUUGAUGAAUUAGCACACAAGGAUAGGAAUAUAAAGUAAUAUCUCUAAAAGUGCCUGCAUACAUCCUAGACUAUUUGAUCAGACAUCAUAGACUAUUUGAUCAGACAUCCUAGACUAUUUGAUCAGACAUCCUAGACAAUUUGGUCAGACAUCAUAGACUAUUUGAUCGGACAUCCUAGACUAUUUGAUCAGACAUCAUAGACUAGACAUCAUAGAAUAUUUGAUCAGACAUCCUAGACUAUUUGAUCAGACAUCAUAGACUAUUUGAUCAGACAUCCUAGAAUAUUUGAUCAGACAUCACAACUAUUUGAUCAGACAUCAUAGACUAGACAUCAUAGACUAUUUGAUCAGACAUCAUAGACUAUUUGAUCAGACAUCCUAGACUAUUUGAUCAGACAUCAUAGACUAUUUGAUCAGACAUCUGUUGACACCUUAUCUCGACCAUAGUUUUACUUCAUCUGAAGAUUUGAUUAAAUUACGUAAUAUGUAGUAGAUUUUUCUCCCACCUCUGCAUAUGAAUGAUACAUGUGACCUAUUUGUGGGAUACGUGUUAGGUGUAUCACACAAUGGUGCACUCAGUUACCUGUUCUAUUAUGAUGUCACAAUCAGAUGACAGUGUUUUAUUAUGACGUCAAAUUGAAAACAUGUGAAAACAUUGUUUGACUGUUGCAAUAUUACUUUUGGCAAGUGACAUGACUUUAAGAACACAAGAAACGUUGUUCAAGCUCGCCCAAAGGUAUUACAUUGAUCAUUUAAGUUGAGGUAUAGCUUUAGUAUACAGUAGUUCUUUUCUUCUCUUUCCAAAUAUGGCCAUAGUUUGUGUAUACGUUAUCUAGAAACUUUGCUAUUGUUAGUGUUGUCUUUGCUUUGUCUGUCCUGUUAUACAAAAAAUUCAGAUGAGAGAUGGGAGAAAAAAGUCAUUCAACUUGUAGGUAUGUGGGAUACAGAUAUUCUACCCUCGAGUGCAAAUUUGGUGUCAGAACCUCGGCAAACUCUACACCAUCGGGUUGAAUACCCAUAUCCCACAUGCCUACAUAUGAUGAGAUGCUGUUAGCAUUACGACCAGAUUGUGUGUCGUGUAACACUCGGGUCCGUACCCAAAAGUUCAAAGAAAACUGAGGGAUCAAAGGUCAAAUACUAGUAAUAUAUAUGUGUAAAAUCUUUGUAAAAUCAAACAAACCUGCUUUUUACCCAUCAUUUGUAUGAAUAUACAGAAUUAUACAGAAUAGGAUUAUUCAAAGUUUAGCAAUAUAUUACUCUUUUUUUAGUAGUGCAAUGCACUGUUUGUGCAUGUACAUGUACAUCAAAAUAAAUGUUCGCUUCUUGACUGGGAAGCAGAAAACAGCCUUACUUCAUGACUGUCCAUAUCCUAUAUUUUUGCCCCAGAGUUAUCUUUCCAAUAGAAAUAGUAGAUCAUUCAAGUAUAUGGUAGAGGGUUUAUACUUAUAUAUAUAUAUAACCAUGAAUUUAUCAUCUGUGACACUAAUUCAUUAUAAGUUUGUCAUUUUUUUUCCAGAAUAUUAAAAUAUAACUUGAAAUAGGUUAAAGCUGACAGUGCAAGUUAAAUAUCUUUCAAUUGAGAUUUUAAAAAAGAAAUUUUAAAAAAUCUGGUUUUAAGAUCUUCCCCAUCUCUUCCAACUAUCGUUUCUAAGGAAGUGCGGACAUUUCAGUUUGUCCUUGCUUGGUAACAAGUAUGGGUCUCACUGGGUAUAUAACAAGUGCAUUACCCGUCAUUAUUUUUUUUAUCUUAAUUGAUAGCUUUUUAACUUGCACUGUCAGAUUUAAGCACUUGAUUCAAUGGAUACCUCAUCUGAAGCAAUAUUUGUAUUAAAAUGUAUGUGAUGUAUUUGUUAUAAUCUAAUGGCUUUAGAAGAGCAUGUGAUAUUGUUACUAGAAUGUCUUUCAUUAUCAAUCUGUUUAUGUGAAAUAUUUAAAUUUCACUGCAUAUUUGUCACCAUUUUCUGUCCUAAAAUUUAGAAUUCACAGACCAUAGACAAUGGGUCUUUGGGGUUUAUGUGACAUAGGGUAAAUGAAAUAAGUGAUUCCAAAAGACUUUCAGUGUUUUAAUGGUGAGUGUUUAUGGGCCUGUCAUUAAAUUCAAUCGCGGAAUUGAAAUACUGUAGCUAUUGUUCUUCUGCUAAAAUCUUUGUCUAAAAUACAUGAUUUUAAGAGAGGCAAGAGGGGUGGAACAAUACCAAAUUUCUUUCUGCUCUUUCCAAAUAUGGCUUCAGUUUCUGAUUGUGAUAUCUAGAAAAUUUGAUAUGUUUAGUGUUGAAUUUGCAUUGCCUAUGUACUGUUUUAUCAAAACAUUGGUUAAGAGGUGGAGAGAGAAAACAUUCAUUCAUUACGUUGGUAUGUGCUGCAGAAUUUGGUGUUGUAACGAAUCUCGGCAAAGCUACAGUUCUGGUCCAAAUUCAUCUCUCACCUUGGGGGUGAGAGAUUCUAUUAAUUCUCCCCGAAACCUUGGGAUUCUCAACCUGAGGGGGAAGAAUCUUAAGUUACUAAACAUGAGGCUUUGUUUAGUGUUUGGCAACUAAAGAAUCUUUCCCCGAGGGUUGAGAUUCCCCUAUCUCACCCUCAAGGGGGUAAAUGAUUC
Mizuhopecten yessoensis (Yesso scallop) is the source of this 5384-nucleotide messenger RNA. Its product is annotated as proline-rich protein 11-like. The coding region runs from base 127 to 1104 and encodes 325 amino acids. NCBI's taxonomy places the organism in Eukaryota, Metazoa, Mollusca, Bivalvia, Pectinida, Pectinidae. The transcript is spliced from 9 exons. The record is from RefSeq and is a predicted model, not a curated record.